AUGCGGAAUACCUUGAAAGCGACAUCAGUGCCGCUGGAGGGCUGCCCUCGCGCCACUCGCCAUUUGAGGCAGCAGAGGAAGGGCCCUGCGAGGCACAUUUGCCUUUCCAAUGGCAGCACUUGCGAGGUGGUGCUGGAAAAGCAGCAGUGGCAGAGCGGCGUCAGGAGCCUGCAAGGCCGGAGGAAGCACCAAUUUUGGGAGCCUGUGCAGCUUGACCCACCGCCUUUGCUGCACGACGUCUGCGUGGUGCUGGUCAGCCCUAAGCGCCCCAUCUCAGUCGGCACCGUGGCUCGCUCGCUCUCAUGCUUUGAAUGCCUAGACUUGCGCAUCGUGGAGCCAUGCUGCGACCAACUAGCUCGGAGCAGUCGCAACGGGAGCAAGGGCGCUCAGUUCCUGCUCUGGCAGGCGCAGCGGCACGGCACACUGGAGUCGGCGCUAGCGGGCGUCUCCUUCUCGGUGGCCUGCACGCGCUGGGUGGCAGGCCGCCCAAGUGCCUACCGCAGCAUGGCAGAGCUGCUGGCAGCCCCGCAGAUUGUAGCACUCCUGUCACCCUCUCACCUAGAACCAGCAGCAGCGACAAAACAUGAUGGCAACGCGGGGGGCAGCAUAGGUGCACUUGCGCAGCAGCAACAGCAGCAACUGCCGCAGCAACGACAGCCGGGCCAGAGGAAGCUGGCGCUGGUGUUUGGUAGGGAGGUCAGCGGGCUGACGGCGGCCGAGGUGGACAUGUGUGAUGCCACACUCUCCAUCCCAAUCGGCAGGCUGCAGGAGUCCAUGUCUUUGAGCCAUGCAGUCAGUGUGGUGCUGUCGCGGCUGUUUGAGCAGCGCGCGCUAGCUGGCAGCUAUGCUGUGCCCCAGGGGGUGGCUGACCUGGCUGCAGGAUAUCAGGAGAGUGGCGUGGAGCGAUGA
Chlorella variabilis is the source of this 909-nucleotide messenger RNA. RefSeq lists its product as hypothetical. The record is from RefSeq and is a predicted model, not a curated record. The transcript has 4 exons. The coding region runs from base 1 to 909 and encodes 302 amino acids. Lineage: Eukaryota; Viridiplantae; Chlorophyta; Trebouxiophyceae; Chlorellales; Chlorellaceae. Gene Ontology annotation, cellular component: cytosol. Gene Ontology annotation, biological process: tRNA nucleoside ribose methylation. Gene Ontology annotation, molecular function: RNA binding.